AUGCCAAAGAAACACUUUCAAAAAUCCAUUCAACUUUACCUCUCCAAGCUCAAAAAGCCAAACCCCCACAACCCUUUCCCCUCCAACCCAACAGCCAAAAUCCUCGCCGGCUGCCGCUUCCCCAAGACCCCUUCCUUCGCCUAUCGCCACCACGCCGCCGAGCCCUCCGCCGCCUCCCCCUCAGACGGCCACGCCGCCACCCUCUCCGACGUCGACCGCUUUCUUUUCGAGAACUUCAAGUCCCUCUACCCCAACGAAAACGGCGACGAGAGCCCACAUGGGCCGCCCGCCCGUCCGACUGACUCCAAGGAUGCCGUAUUCGGGUCCGACCCGUUCGCCUUGGGCGACCCGGCGGCGGAGGUAGCCCGGUUGAGCCUGACCUCGACGGAGGAGGAGGCGCGUUCGAGCUCGAGCUCGGGGUCGAGCUCCAUCGCCGGCGCCGGCCAGCGGAGGGAUGGGCUGGCGCUUGCCGACGACUGCAUCGCGGUGUUGAGGUACUCGGCCACGCCGUACGAGGAUUUCCGGCGGUCGAUGGAGAAUAUAAUGGAGGCGAGGUUCCGGGAGGAGAGGAAGGUGGAGUGGGAUUUCAUGGAAGAGCUGCUUUUUGGCUACUUGAAUUUGAACGAGAGGAAGUCGUAUAAGUAUAUUCUGAGUGCUUUUGUGGACCUCGUGGUGGUUCUGCGCCAAAAUUCUGGUAAACUUCAGCCGAGCACGGCCGCCGGGGGAAGCAGGAACAAGAAGGGUGAUGUAACGUGAGAUUCCAGCUCUACGUACGUACACGUUUCAUUGAAAAAAAAAAUGACAGUCGGAAAGCAUAAGUUUUUAACUUUUAAUUUUAGUUUUAAUUUGCAUUGGUUUAAAUAAAAGUAUAAUUUUAUUUAAAUCUAUUCAAAUUGAGAUUUAAAGUAUGAGAUUAAUCUCUCCAAUAAAGUUUUAAAUAAAAUA
Malania oleifera is the source of this 945-nucleotide messenger RNA. Its product is annotated as transcription repressor OFP14. Bases 1 to 756 code for a protein of 251 amino acids. Gene Ontology annotation, biological process: negative regulation of DNA-templated transcription. The transcript has a single exon. The record is from RefSeq and is a predicted model, not a curated record. NCBI's taxonomy places the organism in Eukaryota, Viridiplantae, Streptophyta, Magnoliopsida, Santalales, Ximeniaceae.